Saccostrea cuccullata (small rock oyster) is the source of this 2043-nucleotide messenger RNA. RefSeq lists its product as uncharacterized. NCBI's taxonomy places the organism in Eukaryota, Metazoa, Mollusca, Bivalvia, Ostreida, Ostreidae. The coding region runs from base 553 to 1446 and encodes 297 amino acids. The transcript is spliced from 10 exons. The record is from RefSeq and is a predicted model, not a curated record.
ACAAUUACUCUUUUGCUAAAGUAUUCAUAUUUUUUUUCUGAAAUAUUCUGAGGUAAGAGGAACCCGAAUUUCUUUUUUCUUAAUUCAUUCUAAUGAUCAUAAAAACUGUCACUUACAUAAUAUGAUGAAAUCUAGAAAAAGUUACAACUGUAAUACUGUAGGUCAUCAUAUUCUGGAGAAAUCUUGAUAAUUCAUUUAAAUAAAUAACAUAUGGAUCACUCUAGACGAAACAUAAUGAAAAUCAAUUAUUCAUGAAACCUCUCACUAUAUAAUUUCAAAAGAAACAUGCAAUAACUUAUAAAAUGUUUUCAAUCAAAAGUUCUUUUUAGUUAUUUUUACUUUAAACUUUUAAACGUUUGACUUUUCCCGGAAAGAAUUUUUGAAAAAUGUCUAUUUAAAGCGCAUUUUUUUCCUUGUAGAGAUAUUCCCUGGUAGACCUUAUAAAAUACGGCAGUUAUACUGCAUAGUUAAACUAAUUUUUUAAAAUCAUUUUAUAAUUUUCUUUUCUAAAAUAACAUUUUUCUUUUAAUCUUUGAGGAAAAAAAAACGAAAAUGAAAUCGAAAUAUGAGAUAAUUUUAGCAUUGUUGAAUAUUUUUAUUAAUACUGCUACCUGCAGUACUGAGUGCCGAAGACCGGAUGGUGUCCCUUGUUGCUAUAAUGAAUAUUUUGACGUUGACAAUAAAACUUAUAAAGAAAAUACGAAGAUAUCAGCAGUAACAGAGAAGCAUAAAACAAUCAACGAGAGAACCAAACUAAGAGUAAACACAAGCACAGCCCCCAAAGUGUUCAAGUUGGAGAAAAUCAGUCACUUUAUUUCAAUCGAUUCAACAAAAACUAGGUCACGUGUGUCUACAAUAGACAAGUCAACCCUAGGAUCCUCGACUAUGAAGAUGUCUUCGGUGAAAGGGACAACAGAUCAUAAGCAUGAAAAUACGAAGAUGUCAGCAGUAACAGAGAAGCAUAAAACAAUCAACGAGAGAACCAAACUUAGAGUAAACACAAGGAGAGAAUCAAAAGUUAUCAUCUUAUCCAUGGAUGUAACGUCUUGGCCACAUGUUUCAGAAGAAAAUCCAAAACGUUAUACUGUGAACAGUGAAAACAGUGGAAAGGAGUUACAGCAGAUAUCUAGUCAUCUACAGUUGAUAACCAUCUCCUUAUUUAUGAUAUUUGGCUGUGUCGUCAUUCUAAUUCCUCUCCUGGUGUAUUACACAAAGAAGCGUAACAGAAGAACAGAAUUUCCUAUCGGAUUAAAGCAGGUGUGCACACACAACAUGAAUGCUCUUCAUCUUACCGGAACAAUGGAGCGAGGGUAUACUCCACUGUCACACCGGGAACGUCGGCUUAGGAGUGGGCGACAGUCUGACUACAGUACCCCACAAAGGAAUGGGAGACAGUCCGACUACAGUACACCACAAAAUCUUGAACAAUAUACAAACUCUCUCUAAUCUGAUGCUAUAAAUAUCCGACAUGAAAAAACUAGCAUAUAUUAAUGGACAUAAUAUGACUUAAAAUACGUGGCUCAAAUAUUAGUCUCCUUGGCAUGGUCUGGAAGUCAUUCUUUCUGAACACUGCACCAUUUAUAACUAUUCUUAAUCUGAAAUCCUAUAAAAUAUAAAUUCUGAUUGAUAUUUGGUGAACUUCCCAUGAGAGCAUGAGAAAUCACCAAACUCGGGUAAAGUUUUAUAUUUAGACUAAGGUUGCAAUUAGCAGUAGAGAUGUUUAAUUGUUACAUCGCUCACAUUGAUAUAUUACCAGAAAAACGUUAAUAGUUGUUCAGCAGCAAAAACUGUAUGAUAAUCGUGAGGACCUCAAUUUCAUUCGUCAAAUUUCCUUCAUAUGUAGUUAUAUGCCAUAAUCAUCUGUAUAUUUGAUUUUAUCUCCCAGAUAACACAAAAAAAUAAGCAUGUUCUUCACACAAACAUUUUUUAAACGAGAUAAGCUCUUUAAAAACAUGUUGUUUAAAGUCAUCAUUUCACAAGAUCUAUGGUCAAAAGAAUGACAUUUUUAGCAAAUAUAAUAUAUCAUCAGUUGAAUGCUGACUU